Messenger RNA from Magallana angulata, 3373 nucleotides. RefSeq names its product POU domain, class 3, transcription factor 4-like. Gene Ontology annotation, molecular function: RNA polymerase II cis-regulatory region sequence-specific DNA binding; DNA-binding transcription factor activity, RNA polymerase II-specific. Gene Ontology annotation, biological process: regulation of transcription by RNA polymerase II. The transcript has a single exon. Lineage: Eukaryota; Metazoa; Mollusca; Bivalvia; Ostreida; Ostreidae. The coding region runs from base 140 to 1390 and encodes 416 amino acids. The record is from RefSeq and is a predicted model, not a curated record.
AGGUCCUGAUAGUUGUUGAUUCGCAUUAACAUAACGUAAAGCACCAGGGCGCUGCGUUUUGCAAUUCAGAUCAGUAUUAACUUAUGUAGAACGACUUCUUAUAACAAUUUAAUGUGGAGCUUCUACAAGAGCUGAAUUCAUGAUGACCAUGGCUACUAGCGCUGGACUUUACAUGCCCGGCACCCCUCCUUCCCUGAAUUCACCCCUCGGGGACCCGGUUCAUGGAAUGCAGUGUUCUGUGGGCCAGCAGCCCCAGUAUAUUCAUAGGACCGAUAUUCAGGAACUCAAAUACAUGCCUCCUCAGGUGCAAAAUGGACAUUUUAACGGUCACUGGGGCAUCCCAACCAGUGCGGAUUCUUGGAACACGGGGAUGCCUCAGUUACAUGAUAUGCGGGAUUUAAGAGACAAUUUUGUCCGGGACACCCGAGACAUUAAACCGGGUCAAGGCAAUGAAAUGGGCCAUCAAGUUACCCUUCAUCAUCGGGGUCCACAACAAAUCCACGCUCCUCACGGCUGGAAUACCCCCAUUCCCGGUACACACUUAAAUGGCGGUGGCCAGUUACAGCACCACGGGUACGGAGUCCCCCUCAACGGAAUGUUGUCCCCCCACCAACUCCCCCACGCCAUGAGGGACCCAGAUCACGACCUGGACCAACACACCCCCUCGGACGACGACGCCCCGUCAUCAGACGACCUAGAAGCCUUCGCUAAACAGUUCAAGCAGAGGAGGAUAAAAUUGGGAUUUACUCAAGCCGAUGUUGGACUCGCACUCGGAACCUUAUACGGUAAUGUUUUCAGUCAGACCACGAUUUGUCGUUUUGAAGCUCUUCAGUUAAGUUUUAAGAACAUGUGCAAGUUAAAGCCUCUACUACAAAAAUGGCUCGAGGAGGCAGAUUCCACCACUGGCUCAACCACAAGUAUAGACAAAAUCGCGGCCCAGGGCAGAAAACGGAAGAAGAGAACGAGCAUAGAAGUGACUGUGAAAGGUGCGCUAGAAAAUCACUUUAUGAAACAACCUAAACCUGCCGCGCAGGAAAUUUCUCAACUAGCAGAACAAUUACAACUGGAGAAAGAAGUGGUCCGGGUUUGGUUCUGUAACAGGCGACAAAAGGAGAAACGGAUGACUCCUCCCGGCCAGAUAGGUGCGAAUGGGGAGAUCAUCAUGCCUGAUAGUGAGGAUGGAAGUUCCCGGGCGGAUAGCCCUUUACAAUCACGGCCCAACGGUGCCAUGAAUGGCUCUGAACAUACCGGACUCAAUAUGGCAGUGUCCUCCUCACAGACUUUAAUGUCACCGAAUUAUCAUUCCGUAGGACAGUUACUGAACGCUCAUAACCCACAGUCAGGUGGACAUCCUCAUUAUAACACACAGAACCAUUCCCCGACGCACUGACUAGCAUUCUAACAUCCGUUGUUUGUUUGUUUUUGGUUUUUUUUAAUCUCCUCACGAUAUACCUUCUUCUGAAGCCACAAAAAUCUCGCCACCAAACCCCCCAUUCUUACUCGUCCUGCGAUCUCAACAACCUCUUCCUCCGGAAUUCUACACGGGGGUCUUCCGUUUGGAUGAAGAGACGGUCAAUGAAGAGGUACAUCUUCCUCCCCCUUCUCCGUCGACUGCGAUGGUAGCUUAAAUCGAUGAUGUCCACUGUUCUUGGGAGAAGAAGAAGACGAUGACGAAGAUGGCGAUAAUAAGCGCGUGAUGGUCUAUGCUUGAACAGGCCCCCGUCAGACGUUUGAUGUUUGAUGGCUGUUACUGCUGCGAUGUGCUACGAUAAACCCUGGUCAAGAGUGCAAAAAUAAUGAAGAAAAAAAAUGACCUGAUCAUGGAGAGAACAAAAUAUUUAUGCCAUAUAUGUGUUUGCGAUUGUUCGUGUUUUCAUAUUUAUAUGCGAAGCAGAAAGCAGAAUUUGAUUCUAACUUUUGUAUGUGUGUUUUUCCGUGUUGCUGAGUGAGUGUCUUUAAAUAUUCCUAUAUAUCCUUGUUUUUUUUGUUCGUUUCCGCGGAUUCCGAGAGAUAGAGAGAAGAAAAGAAUUCGUUCCUAUGGAUGGCAGUUUCUGUGUGCAUAAACUGGAUAAUUUGUCAAAAAGUGCCAAUUUUAUUAUUAACUUUCAACUUCUGUUGUUUUUCCCCAUUGGAUGGAAUGGACAAAACUUUAUCCAUCUUUUGUAACAAAGAUAAUAGGGUAAUUAUAAAAAUAUUUGUACUAUUCCAGUUCUGUGGGUUUAUCUUAUUUUAAUUUUUUUUUGUCUGAAUAAUGACAACACUAUUUUGAAGAUUUCUUCCUCUACUUUCACUUUUAGUUUUUCAAUAUCUCUUUUUACCCUGGCUUAAAAAAAAAUCCAAAUUUUUUUCAUAAAUAUUUGAGAAAAUCAUUUGGGCAGAAAUUAUAUCUGAUAUAUUUGUUCCGUGAACGAUGAAGAUUUCGUAUCGCCGUCUGUAUUUAACAGCAUUAAACAUUUACACAACAUUGCUUUGAGAGAAAAUUGGUUUUAAGAAGAAAAGUCAUGGUUUGCCGUCUGAGUAAUUCGCUGGGUAAAUAUUCACAAUGACUGGGAGAGGAGGGCAAUAUGAUUCUUCCCCACUCUCCCUUCUUAAACAAGCUGGUGUACUUGUUGAAUGAGAUAAAAAAUAUUUGCUUUUCUAAUAUAAACAGAGAUCUUCUUCAGCUAAGGCUCACUAAUUCGAUGAUGAUGGGGGAAAAAAACCCUCCUAACAUUAAUUUAUUUGUAUUUAUAAUAUAUGAUUUUAUUAUUUUUGAAAAAUCUUUGAUUUUUUUAAAAUUCAGUACAAUUUUUAUACAAUAUGAAAAAAAAAAUGUUUGUGAUGUGUUUUCCCUCCUUUGGCAUAAAGUUUACAUAGGGGGAAAAUGUGUAUCGUGUCUGAAAGACUCUAUAAUCGGUGUUCAAAGUGCAUUAUCAUGCUAGGCUAAUUUAAUGUUGAUAUUUGUAAAUUUGUGGCAAAUUAUGCGUGCAUUGGUGAUGCAGAUACGAACUAAUGAGGCAGAUAGGGUGGAAGAUUAAACUAUCACUGGGCUAGGGCGCGAAUAGCCCUCACACAGCAGACGACAUCGACGUCAUCUAAAAACAAAAUCAAUCUUUAUUUCUACCCCUACAAUGGCCCGUCAAUUAGAGCAAAACGUUGAUAAAAAUAAUAAUUUGUUUUCUGGGAAGAAUCUGACCUCUUAAUUUCUUAUGGAAUAUUUUUUUUCUUUCUUUCUUUCUCUUUUAUUUUCGCCUUGUUAUCACGAAGAGCCCGUAUGAGUGCAAGGGGACAAUUUUACACUGGAAUUUUGCCGAUGUUUUUAUUUGCCAUGAGAAUGUAUACUAUAUUGGAAUUUUUGCCAGUAUAAUAAAUAUUUUUUACAAAUGUGAGACAA